AUGGUAAUGAUUCUGCUAGUGAUGUUAAGUGUUACUAAAGGUGCUUAUAAUUCAGAAACUGGUAUUUGGUCUAUUGGAGAUUUAGAUAGUAAUGAAGUUGUUACUCUUGUUAUUGCUACUAAAGUAACUAAAAAUAAUGGUGCUGUUGUUAAUACUGUUGUUGUUACUAGUCCUACUUCUGAUGUAGAUGAAAAUGGUACUGUUACUCCUACUGUAAAUAAAACUAAUACAACUACUCCAAUUCCUGUAGUUCCUUUAUCUAACCCUAAAGUUACUAAAGUUGCAAAUCAAACCAAAGUUAUUGAUGAUGAUACUAUAAAAUAUAUUAUCAAUAUAACCAAUGACAAUACUGUUGAUAUUGAUUUUGUUGUUAAUGAUAGUAUGGACAAAGGACUUAUUUUCAUUUCAGCAAAUACUACUGGUUAUGUUAAUACUACUAUUGGUGAUAAAGUAAUUAUAACUUGGAAUAAUUUCACAGUUAAAGCUGGAGAAACUAGAUCUAUUGAAGUUAUUGUUAGAGUUGAUGCAUCUGAUAUUGCAUUAAAUAAUACUGUGAAUGUAUAUAAUCAAGAAUAUGCUAUGAAUACUAGUCAUGCUUCUAUUGUUGUAAGUAAAUUAGCUAAUAUUACAGUUAGUAAAACUCUUAAUGAUACUUCUAUUGAGAAAGUUAAUCGUGGAGAUAUAGUUGUUUGGAAGAUUGUUGUUAGAAAUAAUGGUCCUGAUGUUGCUGAAAAUGUAACUGUUACUGAUGUAAUUGGUGAUGGUUUAACAUUUGUUACUGCUACUGGUGAUUAUACUGAGAGUGAUGGUAUUGUUACAUGGUUCUUUAAUGAUUUAACUAAAGAUGGUGAAAUUGAACUUUAUGUUACUACUCGUGUAAUUUCAAAUGAGGCUAAUAUUGUUAAUACUCUUAAUGUUAUUAGUCCUACUCCAGAUCUUGAUGAUAAUGGUACUGUUGUUCCUACUGUUACUAAAACUAUUACUAAUGGUUCCAUUACUGUUGAUGCUUUAAUUGACCCUACUGUUACUAAAACUAUUGAUACUCAAGAUAAGUAUGUUAAAGGAGAUAUUGUAAAAUACACUAUUGUUGUUACUAAUCCUAAUAAUAUUACUAUUGUUUAUCAUGUUGUUGAUACUUUACCUAAAGGUCUUGUAUUUGUUGAAGAAGGAUCUACUGAAGGUGCUAAUGUUGAUGGUCAAACUAUAAGUUGGGAUGUUGAAGUUGCUCCUAAUAGUGAUGCUUCAAUUAUUCUUAUGGCUCUUAUUGAUAUAACUAAU
Molecule: messenger RNA, 1278 nt
Organism: Cylicostephanus goldi
Lineage: Eukaryota; Metazoa; Nematoda; Chromadorea; Rhabditida; Strongylidae
Source: the annotation of a GenBank genome assembly